This is a messenger RNA of Rhinopithecus roxellana (golden snub-nosed monkey), 2188 nucleotides long. RefSeq names its product VRK serine/threonine kinase 3 (gene VRK3). NCBI's taxonomy places the organism in Eukaryota, Metazoa, Chordata, Mammalia, Primates, Cercopithecidae. The coding region runs from base 178 to 1647 and encodes 489 amino acids. Gene Ontology annotation, biological process: peptidyl-serine phosphorylation; signal transduction. Gene Ontology annotation, cellular component: nucleus; cytoplasm. The record is from RefSeq and is a predicted model, not a curated record. Gene Ontology annotation, molecular function: ATP binding; protein serine/threonine kinase activity. The transcript is spliced from 15 exons.
GCCCAGCGGAAGUUUUCGCGGGGCAACCGAGAAGGUGAGUCCCGGUAACUGCGGAGGAUCCGAGGGUCAGGCUGCAGAAGCCUAGAAUCCCAACCCCGUCCCUAAGUAAAGAGGUCGCUGUCAAAAUGGAGUUUCCAGCCCAGUAAAUCCAAGGGCCAGACCGUGACCUCAUAAAGCAUGAUCUCCUUCUGUCCAGACUGUGGCAAAAGUAUCCAAGCGGCAUUCAAGUUCUGCCCCUACUGUGGAAAUUCUCUGCCCAUAGAGGAGCAUGUGGGGUCCGAAACCUCUGUCAGUCCGCAUGUGUCAUCCUUCCAAGGCUCAAAGAGAGGGCUGAACUCCAGUUUUGAAACCUCUCCUAAGAAAGUGAAAUGGUCCAGCACCGUCACCUCUCCCCGAUUAUCCCUCUUCUCAGAUGGUGACAGUUCUGAGUCUGAAGAUACUCUGAGUUCCUCUGAGAGAUCCAAAGGCUCUGGGAGCAGACCCCCAACCCCCAAAAGCAGCCCUCAGAAGACCAGGAAGAGCCCUCAGAAGACCAGCUGCAGCCCUCAGAAAACCAAGCAGAGCCCUCAGAAGACCAGCUGCAGCCCUCAGAAGACCAGGCAGAGCCCUCAGACACUGAAGCGGAGCCCUCAGACGCUGAAGCGGAGCCGGGUGACCACCUCACUUGAAGCUUUGCCCACAGGGACAGUGCUGACAGACAAGAGUGGGCGACAGUGGAAGCUGAAGUUCCUCCAGACCAGGGACGACCAGGACAUUCUCUAUGAAGCUGCACCCACCUCCGCCCUCGCCUGUGACUCAGGACCCCAGAAGCAAAAGUUCUCGCUCAAACUGCAGGAUGCCAAGGAUGGGCGCUUGUUCAAUGAGCAGAACUUCUUCCAGCGGGCCGCCAAGCCUCUGCAAGUCAACAAGUGGAAGAAGCUGUACUCGACCCCGCGACUGGCCGUCCCUACCUGCGUGGGUUUCGGUGUUCACCAGGACAAAUACAGAUUCUUGGUGUUACCCAGCCUGGGGAGGAGCCUUCAGUCGGCCCUGGAUGUCAGCCCAGAGCAUGUGCUGUCAGAGAGGUCUGUGCUGCAGGUGGCCUGCCGGCUGCUGGAUGCCCUGGAGUUCCUCCAUGAGAAUGAGUAUGUUCAUGGAAAUGUGACAGCUGAAAAUAUCUUUGUGGAUCCAGAGGACCGGAGUCAGGUGACCUUGGCAGGCUAUGGCUUCGCCUUCCGCUAUUGCCCGAGUGGCAAACACGUGGCCUAUGUGGAAGGCAGCAGGAGCCCUCACGAGGGGGACCUUGAGUUCAUUAGCAUGGACCUGCACAAGGGAUGCGGGCCCUCCCGCCGCAGCGACCUCCAGAGCCUGGGCUACUGCAUGCUGAAGUGGCUCUACGGGUUUCUGCCAUGGACAAACUGCCUUCCUAACACUGAGGACAUCAUGAAGCAAAAACAGAAGUUUACUGAUAAGCCGGGGCCCUUUGUGGGACCCUGCGGUCAUUGGAUCAGACCCUCAGAGACCCUACAGAAUUACCUGAAGGUGGUGAUGGCCCUCAAGUACGAGGAGAAGCCGCCCUACGCCAUGCUGAGGAACAACCUAGAAGCUCUGCUGCAGGAUCUGCGUGUGUCCCCAUAUGACCCCAUUGGCCUCCCGAUGGUGCCCUAGGUGGAAUCCAGCUUUCAGUUCAGGAACGUGCUGUGCAGGUGAAUAGCCUGGGAGCAAUGGGCUAUACCGUAUGGCCUCGGCGUGUGGCAGGAUGUACCAUUUAUGACUGCAUAAGCACAUUCGAGGAUGCUCACACAACAGAAUCGCCUGACCAUGCAUUUCUCAGGACACAUCACCACACCUAAGUGACGCGUGGAAAGCAAGUUCUGUGAAAGAUGCAGUAAUGCGCCUCAGCAGAGCCCAGAGCAGCACGGUUAACGCCUUGGCAGGCCGUCCAGGGAACUGGCUCAUCUUGCGUGUGGUGCCUGUGGUUCCUCCCUAAUGCAUGUUCCAUGGAAGGAGGAGGAAAGAAGUUGGAUGUGACCACCACAAAUAUCAUAUUAGAAUGGGAGUGGAAUGCAGACUGCAGCUGCAAGGAAUUUUAUAAGCGAAUCCUGCAAAAAGAAGACACGGCUGGGCACGGUGGCUUACGCAUGUAACCCCAUCACUUGGGGAGGCUGAGGCUGGCAGAUCACCUGAAGUCGGGAGUUCAAGACCAGCC